UCACGCAUGCGCGCCAUGUAUUGUUAGGGUGGUUGAACUUUGAAAGGAAAAAGAGCAAAAUUUUAUAUAUUCUACACCUCUAAUAAGCAGCAAUCUCUAGCAGAAUGUUACUCGAAAUGAUGGGUAUUCGAGAUUCGUUUUAAGAGACACAUGGAUGUCUCUUACUUGUUUAUGACUUUAUUUUUUUUAUCUUAAUAUAACGUUCGCUAUCCGGCGAAUUUUUAUAUACAGUCGUAUUCUUUCCGUUCACAUUUCACAUUACGCGAAGGCACAAAUGCAUGUGUAUUCGAUUCUCUUCGUUUACUCUAUUCAUCAUUUAUAUAAAGUGUUAUAAUUGAUACAAUUUGAAAGAAAGCAGUUCGUCAUACAAAAUACAAAGAUACGAAAAAAUAAAAAUAAAUUUAAAAAAAAAUAACGAAAUUAUGCUGUUGCUUUUAUUAGUAUGUAUUGCUGCAGUUGCAUCGCAGGCGUUGGGUAAUAUAUCAAGUCACAUUAUAAAGUGUUGUGAUGGUGGGAAAACGUACGCAACAUCACACAAUGAUUGCACAAAUUACGAAGCUGAAGUUGAUAGUAUUCCUCCAAUUUGGCGUGGACUUUGCCAUUCCACUUUCACGGUAUGUUGCUCGCGGGAAAUACAAUCUCAGAUGUGCGUUGCUGGUCGAUUAGCUGCGUUGCGUGGCUCACGUUGCGACGAAGCGAAAGGCACGACCACAGCUUAUGCGGACUGUUGUCGAGCAUGUCAAAUUGGUCUUGCUGUCAAAGUAUCCGGCAAUAGUUGUAACGAUGAACUGUUCGUUUCAUUCGCAAAGGUCGAUUCAUUUGUUGAAUGUUGCGGCAAUAUAACGAACUCUGAAAUUUCGAAUACAAACAGCGCUGUCCCUCCGGAAGAUGUUAAUGCAUUUAAUGAUAAUAUUAAUGAAGAUGGCGCCAUAAUACUUCGUAUAGACGAUGAUAUAUGUCGAAAGUUUCGCUUAUGCGAGCAAAUUUGCGAAACAACAAAGGAAUCUUAUCGAUGUAAAUGCCAUCCAGGUUUUAAGCUUAAUCCGAACAUGGUUACAUGCUCCGCAAUUGAGUUACAUGAGGAGAGAGACGGUGAUGAUAAUGACGAUAAUGAUGUUAAAAUUAUAAUCGAUAAGGAAAGAGUCAGCGGUAAAAGCGAACAUAGCUAUAAAGGCGAAACAAUAGAAGAAGAAGACGAAGAAGACGAUGACGAGGACGACGAUGACGAACUGCAGCAUUCCAAUGCAUUGCAAGAUUUAUCUUGUCCAAAAGGUUUUCGAAUUGAUCCGUCUCGUCAUACAUGCACCAAAGUUGUUGAUGAUAAUGGCAGUGUAGAAAGUGACGAUGAAGCUUACGGCUCAGCUAUGAAAUGCGCAAAGGGAUUUGAAUUUAUGCAGAAGCUCGGCCGUUGCGUCGAUAUUGACGAGUGCCUGAUCGAUGAAAAUGCCUGUGAUAGCACUCAACGUUGCGUCAACGAUAUUGGUGGAUUCCAUUGUGAUUGCAAGAUCGGUUUCAUUUUGGAUAUUACGCUAAACGCCUGCGUUGAUAUUAAUGAAUGUUCUGUUAAUAAUCACAAUUGUUUGGAAACGCAGCGUUGUGACAACACCCACGGUAGUUAUGUGUGCACUCGAAUUCAAAAUUGCGGAACAGGUUACACGCUUAACGCGGAUAGUGGCACCUGCGAUGAUAAUGAUGAAUGCGCCUUGGGCACGCACAAUUGCAAGCCCGGAUAUGAAUGCCGAAAUACGAAGGGAUCGUUCCGUUGUUAUCGUAAACAUACAACGACAACAAGUACGACGACGACGACGACGACGACGACGACAACAACUACAACUCCGACUACAAGUGCGAUUACGACAACAACGGCCCGGCCGCCAAUUCAUCAGCAUAACGAAUAUUAUGAAUAUAGAUAUCGGAACGCGACAGGUAGUUUGAGGUACACACCAUCGCCAUGUGAAACCGGCUUACACAGAAAUUAUUUGGGAGCUUGUGUUGAUAUAAACGAAUGUCAUAAUGCCCAUAUACUCAAUCCAUGUGGAUCCCAUAAGCGAUGCAUUAAUACGCAUGGAUCGUAUCGCUGCGAAAACUUACUGCAAUGUUCGGCCGGAUUUAAAUUGAAUGCGGACGGAAGCAGAUGUAUAGAAAUCGAAGAAUGCUUUCACGGUAGACAUGGCGUUGUGCGGGCGAGCUCUGCAUGUGGUUGCCCAGCAGGACAUUUAGUUGCACGUUUGACCGAUGGCUCGACGAGUUGCACGGAUGUAAAUGAAUGUGAAUUGAAGGGACCGUCUCUUUGCCCUUCAAAUUCCAAAUGCAUAAACACCCAAGGCUCAUAUUUCUGUGAAUGCAAGCCUGGAUUUCAGAAAAGCGUAGAAGCUCUGGGAAAUUUAUGCUUAGACGUUGACGAGUGUAAUGAAAUACCCGGACUAUGUUCGCAAAAAUGUUUAAAUUUCUUUGGCGGUUAUCGUUGCACUUGCCUAGCUGGCUAUGAACUUGGUCCGGAUAAUCGAACUUGCACGGACGUAGAUGAAUGCGAUAUACAAGGGUCAUACAAAUUAUGCAUGGGCACUUGCAUUAAUAUUCCGGGAAGUUAUGAAUGCUCUUGCCCGCGAGGCUAUACUUUGGCUAGCGAUCGUUUUACUUGUCGUGACAUUGAUGAAUGCUCGAAAGGACAGUUUUGUACCGGUCAUCACGAUGUUUGUACGAAUACGCGAGGCGGCUAUAAAUGCACUACAAUUGUUUGUCCCCCCGGUUACACUCACGAUGCCGAUCAAAGAACACGUUGUCAACUGAGUAGAGCAUGUGAGGCUGACGAGUGUUAUACUAAACCAUUAGCAUAUACGUACAAUUUUAUCACAUUGGUUUCGAAAUUACCUAUACCGCCGGAAGGACGAACUAUAUUUAGUCUACGCGGUCCCGUCUAUUACGAUAUCGAUUUUAGUCAAGUCGAAAUCGUGAAAAUUGUUUGCGCCGCUAAUAUCGAGAAAGCAACAUAUAGCCACUUCAGUACAAUUAAAGAUAAGCAUGAAGUACAUUUAAGUCUUAAGCGUCCCCUGGAAGGGCCGCAAGAAAUCGAGCUGGAAUUAGGUAUGACUGUUUUUACAAGAGGACUGCCACGUGGAAAAAGUGUGGCCAGAAUAUAUAUUUUGGUGUCGCAGUACACAUUCUAGUUCACACCUAUGUGUAACAUAGGUAAAAAUAUAUG
This is a messenger RNA of Glossina fuscipes, 3202 nucleotides long. Its product is annotated as fibulin-1. NCBI's taxonomy places the organism in Eukaryota, Metazoa, Arthropoda, Insecta, Diptera, Glossinidae. The record is from RefSeq and is a predicted model, not a curated record. Gene Ontology annotation, molecular function: calcium ion binding. Bases 423 to 3167 code for a protein of 914 amino acids. The transcript is spliced from 6 exons.